This is a messenger RNA of Aspergillus caelatus, 1728 nucleotides long. RefSeq lists its product as uncharacterized. NCBI's taxonomy places the organism in Eukaryota, Fungi, Ascomycota, Eurotiomycetes, Eurotiales, Aspergillaceae. Bases 1 to 1728 code for a protein of 575 amino acids. The record is from RefSeq and is a predicted model, not a curated record. Gene Ontology annotation, molecular function: FAD binding; oxidoreductase activity. The transcript is spliced from 2 exons.
AUGGCCUGGUGGUUGUGCUCUACUGCCCUUGCACUUGCGCCAAUCCAACGCAAUACUACCAAUACAUCUUGCCGGUACCUCCCUACCGACAAGGAAUGGCCUAACAGAGCAGACUGGGACACUUUGAAUGUUACAGUCGGGGGCAGGCUUCUGCGUGGAGAGCCAUUGGCCCAGUCCUGCUACCGACCGCAUGAGGAUCCCGCCAAAUGCAGCGAGGUUCAACAAGCCUGGGGUCUCGACGGUUUGUACUACGAUGAUCCAGUAAAUGUCAUGUCCCCAUUCUGGUUGAACAACUCAUGCAAUCCUUUUUUGUCUUCUCUCAACAAUACCUGCACCCUAGACAAUGUUGCCUCGUACGCUAUCAAUGUCACCGAUGCUGCGAGUGUCAUAGCGGGAAUCAAAUUCGUACAACAAAAGAAUAUCCGUCUAUCCAUCAAGAAUACUGGUCACGACUAUCUUGGACGUUCCAGCGGGAAGGGUUCAUUGGCACUAUGGACACAUAAUCUUCGAGACAUGGCAAUCAUCAAGAACUACACAAGUUCAAAAUACUCGGGCUCUGCUGUCAAGAUUGGAGCCGGUAUGCAGUCGCAUGAGGUAGAGGAGAUCGCGGCAAAGCAUGGCCUGCGAGUAACAGGCGGCCUGUGCCCGAGUGUAGGACUAGCGGGAGGGUUUUCCCAGAACGGAGGCUAUGGCCAGCUAGCUUCACUAUACGGAUUGGCUGCAGACAACGUGCUCGAAUAUGAAGUAGUCACGACUGAUCUCAGGCAUUUGAUCGCCACGCCAUCAACAAAUGCGGACUUGUAUUGGGCACUCAGCGGCGGCGGGUCGGGCAAUUAUGCCGUGGUUCUCAGUCAGAUCAUCAAAGCACACCCCGAUGGUCAGGUUACGGGCACUACUUUUUCACUUGUGAAUACGAAUUCCACGGCUUUCUGGUCAGCGAUCCAAACAUGGUACCAGCUGAGUCCCCGGUUCAAUCUUAUACCAGGCUUCACGGCAUCGUGGCUCUUCAGCAAUGAAUACUUCCGGCUCACUGCGGCAACCUUACCUGGUGGUACCGUGGCAGACAUGGAUGCAAUCCUUCAAGGCUUUUAUCAAGUCAUAAAAGAGCUCAACAUGACAUUUGUUGGCAAGAAAACCAUCGUGAAGCCAUCGUUUGUUGAACUAUACGACACGCUCGUUCCACCCAGCCAGGCCGAUGCAUCAUUCCCUGCAAACAACACCAUUGGAAGUCGACUAGUACCUACUGCGGUUGUUCGGGACAAUUUGACAGACUUACUGAACGUGUAUCGGGACAUUCUUCAAGACGAAACACUACCUGGUGGUGUGACUGUGGUCGGUGGCACAAGUAACAACGUAUCCCAUGUCAAUGUUGGUGUGAGUCCGGGCUCUAAUGCGGUGCUCCCAGCUUGGCGAGGCGCUCUUUUAAGUUCAAGUGCUGCCAUCUCGUUCCCGGACAACACAACUGUUCAAGGUCUACAACUCAUUCAGGCCAAGGUAAAUACAUGGCAAGAUUGGGUCAAAGCCCUGACUCCAGGAAGUGGCUCUUACAUUAACGAAGCGACAUAUGACAAUCCCGACUGGAAGUCAGAUUACUAUGGUAGCAACUAUGAAAGGCUUCUUCAAGUCAAGAAGAAGUAUGACGGGGACUUCACGCUCUGGCAGCAUACAUCCGUGGGUGCAGACCUUUACUGGCAGGAAGACGCAGAAGGCCGAUUAUGUAGGGUGUAA